This is a messenger RNA of Candida albicans SC5314, 3993 nucleotides long. It is a transcript of the gene PHO81, whose product is annotated as Pho81p. The record is from RefSeq and is a predicted model, not a curated record. Lineage: Eukaryota; Fungi; Ascomycota; Pichiomycetes; Serinales; Debaryomycetaceae. The transcript has a single exon. Gene Ontology annotation, biological process: lipid metabolic process. Gene Ontology annotation, molecular function: phosphoric diester hydrolase activity; protein binding. Bases 1 to 3993 code for a protein of 1330 amino acids.
AUGAAAUUUGGAAAAUAUCUUGCUUCAAGACAAUUGGAGCUUCCUGAAUAUUCGGGCCAUUUCAUAGAUUAUAAAUCAUUGAAAAAACUUAUUAAACAAUUGGCAAUCCCUUCUACAACUGCCACAACCACCACCUCAAUAGAUGGAGAAGUAACAAUUUCAAAUAUUCAACAUACCCUUAAAGAGAACAAGGCAUCAUUCUUUUUCCGAGUUGAACGUGAAUUGGAAAAAGUCAAUUCUUUUUAUCUUGAAAAGCAAGCCAAUUUAGCAAUUAACUUGAAUUUAUUACUUAUGAAACGUGAUGAAUUAUUCAACAAAUCAAAUCAAUAUUUGAAAAGACAUGGAUCAGCAGGGGAUGAUAGUUCUUUAUCAAAUGCCGAUAUAAAUUUUCGUAAUUCUAUUUCAUUUUUGAAUUUAUAUCAAAAUUUCAAAAAAAUUCAUCAAGAUCUACUUCGAUUACAACAAUUUAUUGAAUUAAAUGAGAUCGGUUUUUCUAAAGUGGUGAAAAAAUGGGACAAACGUUCAAAGUCUCAUACUAAAGAAUUGUUCAUUUCUACAGCAGUAAGUGUUCAACCAGUGUUUCAUAAAAAUGAAAUUAAUGAAUUAAGUGAUUUAGUUACACAAUCAUUAUUUGAUAUUGAAAGUAUUAUGGAUGGUGAUUAUUCCAGUUUACUGAAUUAUAAUGCUUCAAAUUCUGGUGUGGUAUCCACUACAGCCACCACAGGAACAGGCAAUAGUUCAACACCUCCAGCACCUAAUUUUAAUAUUCCAAGUGUGCCAGGUAUUGGUGAAGAUCAAGCUGAAGAAAUUUUCACUAGACAUUCUUCUAUUGUUAGUAAUCAACCCAACAAUAAUGAAAUUGAUGAAUUAUACACCAGUUUUGUUAAUGUUGCAACUAUUAAAGAACCUGAUUUAUCGUUAUUGGCUAGGUGGGUGGAGAAAAUUAAUAAUGGUGGCAGUAAAUUACCAGAACAGCCUUUCACCCCUGUUGUGAAAUAUAAGAUAUCAAAAAUUUUCUUAUUAUCUAUAACCAAUUUGAAAAUUUCAGAUUCAUUUCUUGAAUUGUUUUUACAAUUUAUUAAUUACGACGUUGAUUUUACUUUUAUUAAUGACGAUUUCAAUAAUAAUAAAACAAUAUUACAUCAAUGUUGUUCUAUACCAACGGCUUCAUCACAGCUGGACCCCAACAACAACAACAACUCUAACAACCAUCAUCCACAUCAUGUCACAAUUAACAAUGGUGUUAAAGUUAUUAAUUCAACUGAUUUAAUAAAUCAUUCUCGUACAUUUAUUGUUAAAUAUAUUGUUGAAAAGUUGCAGUUCCCCUCUGUGGAAGAGAAAACUAAAUUAUUGGUUCAUAAGGAUUUCAAUGGGAAAACUUGUUUACAUUAUGCAGCACAAAUGAAUCGACCUGAUUUGUUGGAUUUAUUAUUGUUGUCAUACCCACAAUCACAUAUUGAUGAAUUAGAUAAUGAUUCUAUGUCACCGUUACUUUUAGCCAUUAAACACGGACAUUUAAACAUCACCAAGAAAUUAGUUCGAUUUGGUUCCAAUCCUUUCCCUACAGCUAGUAAAGAUACUUUACAGUACUUACCAAUUAAUUAUGCUUGUAAAUUUGGUGAUUAUAAAACUUUAGAAUAUUUAUUAUCCAAUGCAAAAUCUCAAGAAUUAAUCGCAAAAUUAAUUAAUCAACAAGAUGUCGAAGGUUUGUUGCCCUUACAUGUUGCAUCAAGACAAGGUCAUUAUAAAUUGAUAAAAUUAUUAAUUCAAUAUGGUGCACAAAUUAAUAAAUUGGACGGAUUUAAUAAAUGGACUCCCAUAUUUUAUGCUGCCGCUGAAGGGCAUGUGAAAACUACUCAAGAAUUGAUUAAAUUUGGAGCCAAGUUAAAUAUUAUUGAUGAAGAUGGCUAUAAUGUAUUAUAUUAUUGUGUUGUUGAAGGUCAUAUUGAUGUGAUUAAUGAGUUGUUGAGUUAUUAUCAAAAAGCAUUUUCUUCAUCUAAGUUGACAUCAGAUUCAGCCAAUUCAACAAACUCUACAAAUUCAACGUCUAUGUCGAUUUUAGGUAACGAUAAGGAUAUGGAUUCUGGAGAAGAGGAAGAGGAAGGGGUUCUGGCUAUAACAACAACAACAACGCCAACAACUGCAACUGCAACAGCAGAUGUUGAUGUAUCAUCUUUGAAUGAAAACUCUAGCAAUAACAACAAUGUUGAUAGCAUACCUGAUUUACAAUUACCGCCACCAAUUUUACCAUUACGAAGAUAUGGUCAUAAUUUUUUGGAACAAAAAGUUUUAAUUGAAUUAAUUUUCCCUUCGGAUCAGGUGUUUAUUAACUUGUUUAACUCAACUGCUGAUUUGAAACCUGGAAGAAUAACCAUUACUUCAAAUAUAUCAGAUAUUGUUCCUAGAAAUAUUCUAUUGCCAAUAAAAGAAGAUAGCUACAAUAACAAUAGCAAUAGUAAUAAUAACUGUGUUUUCCAAACUGAUGUUGAUUCAUUAUGUGAAUUUCGAAUUGAUUUUGAAAUUUUCCCUAAAUUUGGUACGCGAUUAAUUGCUAAAACUACAGCAUUAUCAUUUGAACAUAUCACUGGAAAUUCACCAGAAAUUAAUACUGUCCUGCUUCCAUUGUUUGACUUAAGGUUGAAAAAUAUUGGUGAAUUAAAAUUUAGCUAUCAAGUGAUUUUCCCUUAUUCAGGGACAUUAUUAGAAACUUCUAAGUUUGAUACUUAUUGGAAAAGUUCUACUAGUUUUGUUAAAAAUAGACAAACUUUGAAAUUAAAUGCAGCUGGUGGAUUAUCACCAAAUAACUUUUUAUCGCCAGGAUCAGUGUCAACCAUGCCAAUCCCCAACAAUGUCAAUACUAUUAACAACACUAUCAACAACAACAACAAUAUUAAUAGUAGUAAUGGUAAUGGGCCUGCUGGUGGUGCUGGAACGAACUCCACUUUAAUACCAUCAACACAAUCUAUCGUUACUGCAACUUCAUUAUCAGGAGAAUAUCUUCGAAUUAAAGUUUGUUUAUUGAGUGAUGGAACACCUAUUGUUUGUCCUAAUUGGUCAAUCUCCAUUACUGAUAAUAUUGAUUUGUAUUUGCCCAACUUAACUUUAAAACAAUUGAAUUCCAUUACUAAUGAUCUAUUUGAUUAUCCAAGAAUUAUUCAUGAUUUAUCUCGGUUAACUAAUAAAGAUAUACCAUUAAUUAAGAAGUUAUUACAAAUUAUUUAUUUACCAUUGGAUUUGGUAUUGGAUAUUUUAAAUAUUGAUAUUAAUUUGAAUUUGGAAAUUGUUUUCCCAUCAAUUUAUGAAUUAGAAACAUUACCAUUUAUUAAUAAUAUUCUGAACAACUUGAAUCAAUUUAUUGAUAAUAUUUUAAGUAAUGUUUUCAAUCAUAUUAGAUCCAAUAAAAAACGUCAACGAGAAACCCUCCCUACUGGCAACACCCCUCCUAAUAAUAACAACAAUUAUAGGUCAAUUAUUUUUCUUUCUUCAAAUUCAUUGAUUUGUAAAAUUUUAAAUUGGAAACAACCCAAUUUCCCAGUAUUUUUAAUCAUGAGUGGUAUUGCCUUUAAUACUAAAUUGAAUAAAUUUGUUAAGAGAUCAACUAAUGGAUUAGAGAUUGCUCCACAUGUUUCCCAACCACAUUCUCAAGAUAAUCUUUUACAUUCGCAUUCUACUUCAUCGUCCCCUUCUUCUGCUUCAUUGGAAUUGGAUGAUUUAACCACUAGAUCUAUUAAGGAAGCAGUUAAUUUUACUAUCAACAAUAAUUUAAUUGGAUUAAUUACAUCAAUUCAUUUAUUAGAUUUAGUUCCCAAAUUGAUCCCAUUGAUUAGAUCUACAGGAUUAAUAUUAGUAGCAUCAAGUGAUGUAAUUAAUGAAGAUAAAGAUAAACAAGAUGACGCAAUCUUACGCAAAGAAUUGGAUUGUUAUACCAAAACAGAAAUCAAUGGGUUGAGAUUUGAUGAUGUAUUAAGUUUUAAAGAAGACAUAAGUAUGUAA